Molecule: messenger RNA, 837 nt
Organism: Olea europaea var. sylvestris
Lineage: Eukaryota; Viridiplantae; Streptophyta; Magnoliopsida; Lamiales; Oleaceae
Product: probable LRR receptor-like serine/threonine-protein kinase At1g56140
Exons: 2
Coding region: 117-596 (159 amino acids)
Source: RefSeq, a predicted model, not a curated record
AAUCAAAAGAUUGAAGGGAUUAGAGAUAGGCUAGAUACAAGAGGCUCAUCGCUGAGAUUCAGCCUUCUGAGGCUCAUCCUCUAAUUUUCUCCCUUAGUUCACUAUCUGGGAAUGGAAUGACGAAGCUAUACCAAGGACAGAGAGAAAGAUGCGACUUAAAAAAGCUCUCAUAUUCUCUUUGGCACAAGAUUAAACAUAAAGAAGCUUGGAAUCUUCAUGAGGAAAACCAAGAAGUGAAACUUGUUGACAGAACAUUAUCUGAAGCGAAUGAGGACGAAGUAAAAAGAAUUAUAGGAGUCGCUCUUCUGUGCAGUCAAACAUCACCUGGUUUGCGGCCUUCAAUGUCACGUGUGGUGUCAAUGCUUUCUGGAGACAUUGAGGUGCCCCCAGUCACUUCAAAGCCUGGAUACCUAACUGAUUGGAAAUUUAGGGAUGUAACAACCUUUAUGUCGAACACAGAGAGUUCAACUUCAAGAACUGAUGUUAGUCAGGGCAAUCCAUCAAACGUAACAAGCAGGGCAAUCACGGAUCCAUCUUAUUCACCUAUCAUUGAUUCAAAACCCAUUCUUCAGGAGAUUAUUGGCGACGGCAGGUGAAAUUUAAUAGUGUAGCAGUAUAUUCUGGUUGAACAUAAAUAAGCAUUCCUUUAGAAUUAAAAUUUUAUGGUGGUGGUUAAAUAUUUUCAAUUUUCAUGGUAUUGUGAUAAUUUCCCUAUUGUAGUGAUAAUGUGAUGUUAUUUUCUUAUUAGUAUGUUUGUAAUAUUAUAGGAUCUUUACUUUUACAUUUGUUUGUCUUUCUAUAACAUGAAACAUUUAUACAAUUUCAGUAGUUUUUUCA